Rotaria socialis is the source of this 1152-nucleotide messenger RNA. The record is from the annotation of a GenBank genome assembly. Lineage: Eukaryota; Metazoa; Rotifera; Eurotatoria; Philodinida; Philodinidae.
AUGUCUAUUUCGAAAGUACAAAUUAUUGUAUUUUUGAUCGUAUCAUGGAGUUCAUACAUUCUAUCUUAUGUUCAACCACAUGUUGAAAUGAAACGUUUAUCAACAAAACCUAUAAUUUCAUCAUGGGAUAAAAACUCGGAUUUUUUAUAUAAUUAUAAUAGUGCUUUUAUGCCUAUGAUAAAUGAUCCAAAUGCAAUAACACUUUUAGUUCGCGUACAAGAUUUACUCAAUGAUGCAGAAAAUAUUUAUAAUGUUGGUCCAAGUAAGAUAGCAGUGACCCAAAGUAUUGACAGUAAUCAUUUGACAUAUUCACAUAUAACUCAACAAAAUGUUAUUAUUGAUAUCGAUCGGGAUUAUCAAUCUUUAGGAGCUGAAGAUCCUCGUGUUGUACUUUUUAAUGGAAGCUACUACUUAUUCUACACUGCUGUAAGCAAAGUCCCCAGUGGUAAUUGGCGUGCUCAACUAGCGUUAGCUACGUGUAAAACCGAAUGCUUAACUAAAGAAAGUUGGACAUAUCAUGGUCCUUUAUUUCCUAAUGAAUUUUGGUGUAAAAGUGGUAGUCUAUUAAUUCAUAACGAUACUCAUCGUUAUUUGUUUUUCAACGAUUCAAAUAUUGCUAUAGCUCAAACAACUGAUCUAAUUAAUUAUAGUUUAACAAAUAGUGUUCUUCUUAAUACAAGAUCAGAUUCAUUUGAUUCUGAACUUGUUGAAGCUGGACCCGAACCAUUAAAAUUAAGCGAUAAUAAUUAUUUAUUUCUUUAUAAUUCCGCACGACGAACAAAUAUUUCAAAUCCAAAACCUGGUUGGUCACUCGAAUAUAAUUUAGGUUGGGCAAUAUUAAAUGGCGAUAAUCCAACAGAAGUCUUAGCAAGAAGUGAUCGACCCAUAUUUUCACCGGUAUUGGAUUGGGAAAAAUGUGAUAAUACAUCAUCUGAAUGGACUAAUCGCGGUCUUACACCAUUGGUUAUUUUUGUUGAAGGAUGGAAAAAAACUGCCCCAAAUACAUUUCUAGUUUGGUAUCAAGGAUGUGAUUCGACGAUGGGUUUAGCUGAACUUAAAGUAUAUUUUUCAUCUAUUGCACGAGCAAAUAGUUGUACACCUCUAGUUGUAUAUAUGCUUACUUUUUUUCUUUUAUGUUUCUCUUUUUCUUGA